Prorocentrum cordatum is the source of this 1558-nucleotide messenger RNA. The record is from the annotation of a GenBank genome assembly. Lineage: Eukaryota; Dinophyceae; Prorocentrales; Prorocentraceae.
GGAGGACACGCCCGACUUGACCUUACCCCGAGAAAGGCGUCUAGAACCUCCUCUCUCCACUCCCGACACUCGUCCCGCCGCAAGCAUGUGCGCUGAACAUAAAACCUGCUUGUUCCUUCCAUUCUGUUCCACAGGCAGAUUCAGGGCGUUCACGCGAUGCUGCGCAUGUCGGCCUGCGUGUGUUGCGCCCUUGUCUGCUCUCUCGCCCACUUCAGGAGCAGUGCGGCGAUGGCAAUUCGGAGCCCCGAGGCGGCAAUUGCCCCCGCGUCGAGAACAGCAGCGGUGACCGCAACAGUGACUGCGUCAAGCUGGGAUCCAAGUGUUGGUGGUAGCAUCACUCUGCAGGUGACACGCGGUACUGCCCAGUGCUGUUCAGCGUGGGAUUGGGUCGGCAUCUAUCAGGACGGAGUUCGGGUGGCCUACGUGCACUCAGGAGACGGUGUAAAUCCAGUGUUCUCCGCCACUUUUCCAAUCCCGAGCACGGGCGGCAUCUUCUAUUUCUGGUUUUCAACCAGCGUCGACUCCUGGGCGAUGCACGACCUUGGUAUCUCGGAGACCUUCGGCGAGAGCGUCCCAAUCGUCACCAUGGCCUCGCUGAUUCCCUCGUACUGGUGGCCGACAGACGGCAAGUGGGACGCUCUGAUCCAGGCAGUCGACACAUCCGGCAUCCCGCCCUCACAUGUGACGGUCGUGUUGAACGUGAACAACGGCUACAACACGGACCCCGCGGUGGUCACAGCAUGGCACUGGGGCCUCUGGCUCAGCCGUGCGCAGAGCCUGUCCUCAGCUGGCAUCAAGAUCAUUGCGUACGUGAACCUCUGCGCCGACGUUGUGAAUUUUGCGUGCUCCAGCCAGGCCAACCAGGGCUCUCGACCGUUUUCGGAGGUUCAGGCUGAGAUGGACAAAUACGUGACGGAGCUUGGAUCACUCAUCAGCGGUUUCUUUCUCGACGACGCUGGCCACUCUGGACUCACAACCUCAGGCGUCUUGGCGGUGACGAACUACGCCGUAGGGCUCGGAAUGGAAACAGUGCACAAUCCUGGAGCCAUGUCCCAGGACGUGACGCUCUUCGAUGCGUCCAAUGUGACAGUCAUGCGGGAAGCAACCACUCCCGGAACGGGCAGCCCCCACUACUCGGGCUUCAGCGUGGAAAAGUCGGCCAUGCUCCUUCACUCCGUCGACGCGGCCAGCUGGAGCGGCUACCUGGCGACGGCACAGGAGAAUGGCUACAAGUAUUUCUAUGCCACCAGUGGUGGUUGGGACUCGUCCCCGUCCUACUUGGCCGACAUGCUGACCUCUAUCAAGCUAGCGGGGCCGUCCACAACAACAAGCACGCCGUCGGCACCGUACGCCAAAGGAGAUCCGCACCUGCGGAACGUCUAUGGACAGGCCUUCGAUUUGAUGCGACCCGGCAGGCACACCUUCCUCCUUCUGCCAAGGGGCGCGGAUGUAUGACGGGGAACAAACAAAAACAUAGACACAGCAACUGAUCCUUUUGAAGGUCUUCACUCUGAGUUUGUGCAAACCAAAUUUUUCCCCAAACAGCUUGCUGAAUGGG